AUGCCGCACAGUAUCGUAAAUGAAGCAAAUACGACUCGCGCAGCACCGGUGACAGACCCCGACGAAGCCCUAGGAGAAGCGUACAAGCGUGCGGGAAGGCGCGAGGCAAAGAACGCAGCCCAAGUGGAUAGGUUGCCGGACACUGACUUAUCAUGGUCGAUACUCGACGUCGCCAAGGGCAAACUACUUCAACGGACGUUCAAUAACUCAUUGAAACUCAUCAAUAUCCGUGUGUCUAUUGCUCUGCGACAGAAACGCGAGCAUCCUUGGUAUCCCGUUGUCCGAGAGCUGCUGCGCCUCGCAGAGCGCUGUUGUGAGCUCUUUGACCCCCGCCUUGAGUUUCGGAUCGACAGUCAAGGGGCUCUGUAUGCGGAGGAGAUUGUGAAGUUGGAGGACGUCGCACAGUCUGAGUACUUUGCGAGUGCUGCUUCGGGUAGUGGAAGCCAUGGCCGCUCGAGAAAGACGCGUGUGCUCGCAUCAGAGACUAAGUGGCUUAGAGAAAAUAUACAAGACAACCGAUACUUCAACAUUCAGAAUAACGAACCUGGAGUUGACCACACGGGAUUGAGAACCUCGCGAAGGCUUGCUGCACAGGCUAUUGACAACGCGCGUGCGCUACCUGAUCGUGGGGCCACUGGUGCUCGAGCUUCGAAUGCCCCUCUCGGUGCAACUCGGGCGGCACCCGUUCAAGAGGCGCCUGGUGGACAACCCUUGGACGCCCCUGUUUCCGCUGCUCAAGCGGAAGCCACUCGCGCGGCGCCGGGCGCCCAACCAUCAGAUAGACCUGCUUCUGAGCCGGCAAUCACGCUUUCUGCGAUAGACAUCGGUCGUGCGAUACGCAAGAUUCACCGCUAUGCAGACUUUCGCUUCCUCGGUGUUCUCUUCGCUGCUGGCUUGGCACUCGAGCUGCCUCUCUGUGUCGUUGAAGUCAAGGCCUUCACUGAGAUCGGCCUGGACCAGCACUGCAACGAUGCCAAGAAGCACGCGACGAACGCGAUCCGUUCAUCCAUGAACCAGAUUAUUCAACAGGUUCAGUUAGUGUUUGAAGAGAACCACAACCUGAAGAUCGUCUGGGCCAUUGGCGUUUGCGGGACAUGGUUCAGAUUCCUCAAGUUCACGCGGGAGAAGACACCAAAGUUCCAGUUUGGGCGGGUUGACGGCAAGGGCCAUUACACGCCUAGCCACGCCGAGACACGUACGGUGCACCAGAUUCCGGUAUCAAGGUCCCCCAUGAUCAAUCUGUUCAAAGAUCAUAGGCGCCGAGAAUACUCCUCAGAGCUCCUGAUGUGCUUCCAGCAGAUGCUUGCAACUGCAGUUCUGCAGGUGAAGCACUUGAAUCUUAGUCCCCCCUUGGGCAACACUUCGGAGGAUGACAACGUAGAUGAUGAUAUGGACAUCAAAGUAGAAGAGCAUGACGUGUCACAUAUACCUAAGGCUGAUGUUUAA
This is a messenger RNA of Peniophora sp. CBMAI 1063, 1446 nucleotides long. The record is from the annotation of a GenBank genome assembly. NCBI's taxonomy places the organism in Eukaryota, Fungi, Basidiomycota, Agaricomycetes, Russulales, Peniophoraceae.